AUGGCGACGGCAAAGAUCGCAACGCUGGCCAUCCGUACGCUCGCCAAGCCUAUUGCAACGCAGCUCAAGAGCCAAGCCGCACAGCAUGAGAGGUUUAGAAAGUUCUGCAUCGCGCUUGCCCAACGGAUGCACCGCACAGAGAUGGCGCUCAGGACGAAUCUCCUUCCAAAAGGGGUCCAACAGAAAGUACGACCACUAAACGAUGCCAAAGCGAUAGCGAACGGUGCCAAUGCGAUAUCGGAAGGCUUCCUUUUCUUCGUGGCAGCAACCCUCAUCCUCGGCGAGACAUAUCGAGGCUCUCGUAAGAAGGCGGAACAGCGCGAUCGCACCGAAGACUCGCUCAAUCAGCUCAAGGACCAAGUCGAAAGGAUGGCCACGGUACUCGGCAUUGAUCUGGAACAGCUCGAGCGUAUAUCAGAGCGGCAAUUGGACGGAGAUGACUCGCAAGCAAGCGUAUCUGGAAGCAGCAGUAGGAAUGGCGGAAACAGUGCAGGCGUGGUAACCGAGGAAGCAGAUCCAUCCUUGGUCAAGGCGCGGCUCCGAGUGUUCCGUGACAAGCAGGAUGAGAAUAUCAAGUCAAAGCAGUUACAAGCAGCGGUCUCCGUGCUGCUCAACCUUUCCCUCCAGAAUCGAUGGGUUGCGGGGCCAGAGGCGUUGGAACUGGAGGGCAUCCUGGGCGGCUCUCGAUCGAACCCAUCUCACACACCAACACAGCCCUCGCAGAUAUCGCAAGGAGAAGCGAAUAGGACGCCAGAUGUUUCAGUCAACAGCAGCUUUCAGGUGCCGAUAGCGACAUCGGAAGACCCAUCAACACCGACCCUUCAACCUUCCAUCAUACAACAGGUGGCCCUGGAGAGGGCAAAAGCAUUAGCCCGCGAGGCUAGAGGCGAGACGGAUCCAAAUAUACAAUCUGCCGAUGCGUCAUUAGCCAACCUUCUAGCUCAGCAUAGACAGACGACUUCAACCUGA
Messenger RNA from Ustilago hordei, 969 nucleotides. RefSeq lists its product as uncharacterized. The transcript has 2 exons. Bases 1 to 969 code for a protein of 322 amino acids. Gene Ontology annotation, cellular component: mitochondrion. Gene Ontology annotation, biological process: regulation of lipid metabolic process. Lineage: Eukaryota; Fungi; Basidiomycota; Ustilaginomycetes; Ustilaginales; Ustilaginaceae. The record is from RefSeq and is a predicted model, not a curated record.